CCGGUCCCAAGUUGCCCACUGACCGGGUCCUCUCAUCUUGCAUUCUCCCAUGCUACCUCCCAUCACUCGCCUCUCGCCCCGCCUUGCACGCACAAUGUCUACCAUUCCCAAAACGAUGAGGGCCAUCCAGGUCGAGAAGACCGGCGGCCCCGAGGUCAACGUCAUGCGGGAGGUCCCCGUCCCCACACCGAAGGACGACGAGCUCCUCAUCAAGGUCGAGUGGACGGGUGCCAACUACAUUGACAACUACCGCCGCUCGGGACUGUACAAGCUCGACCUGCCGUUCUUCCAGGGCCAGGACAUUGUCGGCACGAUCGUGCAGCUCCCCAAGGCUGCGCACCAGGCGACGGUGCUCGGCGAGCUCAAGCUUGGACAGCGGGUCUGGACGCCCGCGGGCGCCAGCUUUGCCGAGUACGCCGUCGCGCCGUGGUGGAAGGCCGCGCCGCUGCCUGACAACGUCGACCCCAAGGAUGGCGUGAGCAUGUGCACCGUCGCGCUCACGGCCAUGGCGCUUGUGCGGUACAGCUACACCGUCAAGAAGGGGGACUACAUCCUCGUGCGCGCCGCGGCAGGCGGUGUGGGCCUCGUGCUCUGCCAGCUGGGCCGGUACCUCGGCGCGCACGUGAUCGCCACGACGUCGAGCGAGGCCAAGGCCAAGCUCGCGAAGGAGAACGGCGCCGACACCGUCCUCCUAACGACGGCUUCGUCCGAGGACAACGUGAAGGAGAUCCUCAAGUUCGCCGAGGGCAAGGGCGUGCACGCCGUCUUUGACGGCGUCGGCGCAGACACGUGGGAGGAGAACUUCAAGGUCGUGCGCACAAACGCGACGAUCGUGACCUUUGGCAACGCGUCCGGCGCCGUGCCGCCGUUCUCGCCGCUCAAGCUCGCGCCCAAGUGUCUCAAGGUGACGCGGCCGACGCUGUUCCCGUUCAUCGCGACGCCCGAGGACUUCGCGACCCUCGCGAAGGACAUGACGGACGUCGUGGAGAAGGGCGGCAUCAAGUUUGCCGUGCACAAGGUCUACCCCUUUACGCAGGAGGGCGUGCAGCAGACCCAGAUUGACAUCACGGGACGCGGCACGACGGGUAAGCUCCUCAUCCACGUCUCGUAGGGGGGCGCGGGUGCGGCGAGGGCUGCGCCCACGAGCAGGAUGUAGAGAGGUAUGCAGGGUGUAGUUGUGGC
Cutaneotrichosporon oleaginosum is the source of this 1182-nucleotide messenger RNA. RefSeq lists its product as uncharacterized. Lineage: Eukaryota; Fungi; Basidiomycota; Tremellomycetes; Trichosporonales; Trichosporonaceae. Gene Ontology annotation, molecular function: quinone reductase (NADPH) activity; mRNA 3'-UTR AU-rich region binding; NADPH binding. Gene Ontology annotation, cellular component: cytosol. The record is from RefSeq and is a predicted model, not a curated record.